GGCUUAGUAGUGUGUACGCAAACUUACAUCGUAAGGCAAAGUGAACGACUAUGCUGAAAGGCGCACUAUGGACCAGCACAAUACUAUUCCUGAUUUGGGUCGCUAUCGCCGCGGAGAAUGAGCGCAAAAAUCCAACAGCCCAACGUAAACGCAACGAGAUGCCCAGAUACAUGAAUUUGCACGUCGAUCCAUGUCUGGACUUCUACGAAUUCGCCUGCGGCAGCUGGCAGCAACCCUACGUUCAUACGAAGCACCAACAACCCAUCAUGGAAAACACGGAAAUCUAUAUGCGCAUCAAGGUCGAUCACGAUUUGCGCAACAUGUUGCAGGAGCAAACCAAGCUGGAGGACGGCGUGCAUGGUCGCAAAUUAAAAGAUUUCUAUAGGUCCUGCACAACGGCGGAGCGAAAUGAUGUGAGCCAGCAGCUAUAUUUUAGUCAGAUAAUAGAAGCGCAUGGCGGCUUUCCCGCUGCACCAGGCUCUAAUUGGUACAUGCAAAGUCACAACUACUGUUGGGAAGAUGUGGUGGGCAAGUUGCGCUUCCAAUAUGGCAUGAAUAUAUUGGUCGGUGUGAAAAUCGAUGUGAACUAUUUGUAUCCGUUCGAGGACAGCGUAUAUUUGGGAGAACCAGACACUUUCAUACCGCCGGAGCUGUGUAGCGAGGAGGGCACAAAUAAGACCGACAUACGCGCCGAAGAAUACGCGCUUAUCGAAAACGAAGUUGCCGAGAACCUCAACAUGUGGCUGGCACUCGAUAUGGAGAAGGCACAAAGGGUGGCGGCUGAACUGGUGGCUUUUGAAUUCCAACUUUGUAUUGGCAUAAAAAGGCAAAACGCAAUGCAACCGACCAUCGCCGUUUGGCAGAGCUAUAACAGCGAUAUACGCAAGACGCUCUUCGACUUUACGCACCAAUUUGAGAACAAAAUUGACUUCACUGCGGCAACCUUUGGUACGCCGAUCCAUAAACCCGUAUUUAUGGCGGCCGAACCGUACUUUAGGCAACUUAUCAAGACUUUAGCGACGACCAAUAGAACAGUGAUUGCCAACUAUAUUAUGUACCAGACUUUAUCCGCGCUGAGCUUUCCACACAACGACCAGCCCAGCAAUCGUGGAUUCUACUGCCUCGAAAAGGCUAAACGCUACUUUCCGAGGGUACUUGGCGAAAUGUACUAUAGAAACCACGUGAACGUCGCCGCCAGAGAUGACGUACUCAACAUGUUUGACAAGUUGAAAGAGUCCUUCCGUAUGAGCUUACAGAAGUCAUGGAUCAAAGACUACACACGCCGUAUUGCUGAGAGUAAGCUCGCAGAGAUGCGUCUACUUUUCCCCGUCUAUGGCAAAAUGGAGAUUAGUAAUAUAAAUAUCAAUCGCAGCAAUUACUGGUACAACUUAGAUAUUCUUAUGAAGGACAGGCAAGAGGCACAAUUUCAGCGCAUUUUCCCACCAGAACGCCAGAAUCGGUACGAUCAAGUGGAAGCGUACGACACAUGUAUACGCUAUACGACGCAGCAUACACGCUUCGAAAUGGGCUGGGGACUGCUGCAAGAACCACUCUAUCACACACAUUAUCCCAAUGCCAUGCGCUACGCAGUCAUCGGACAAAAAUUGGCCAAUUUGCUAGCCAGCGCCUUCGAUGACAUCUCCUGGUCCACAUCGAGGGACGGCUUACUUAAUUGGGAUCACAUGACUGAGUUUGAAUAUCAAAAUCGUAGCCAAUGCUUCCGCCAACAAGUCAGUAAUUAUUUGUAUAACGAUCCGGCGGUGUUUUCAAAUUUUACAUUGCUGCGAGAAAUCAUAGCACAGAGUUCCGGGCUCAAUGUAGCCUUCAAUGCGUAUCUGAAUUGGCUGGCCUACUUACAACCGACGGACGAUUAUGAACAGCUGUUGAAAGAAACCUUACCCGAAUUUAAUUUUACCAACACGCAGCUCUUUUUCAUUGCCUUUGCGCAAAUGCACUGCAAUGCCGGCGGCACGGGGACAAGGAGAACCACUACGACGGAACGGGCGCGCACGCUAAGUCCACGGGAACGACAUACGAUCGAACGUUUUGCCGUUAAUGGAGCACUGAGGAAUUUUUUGGAAUUCGCAAGAGACUUUGGUUGCGCGAUGGGUGUGGAAAUGAAUCCGCCAGAUAAAUGUGUAAUUUAUUAGUUUACAGAAUUAGCUUAAGUUCGAUUGUAAUUGUGCGAGUAGAUAUGUGUGAAAAGUAUACAAAUACACGCAAAUAAAAGUUUUUU
Molecule: messenger RNA, 2236 nt
Organism: Rhagoletis pomonella (apple maggot)
Lineage: Eukaryota; Metazoa; Arthropoda; Insecta; Diptera; Tephritidae
Product: neprilysin-4-like
Exons: 1
Coding region: 51-2150 (699 amino acids)
Biological process (GO): protein processing
Cellular component (GO): plasma membrane
Molecular function (GO): metalloendopeptidase activity
Source: RefSeq, a predicted model, not a curated record